GGAUGUCAAAGCUGCAUACGAAAGGUCUUCCUCUGCCUCCACUCUGCGAGCUUGGCUGCAGCCUGCAGUGUGGCAUACUGUAGGCAGAUAGUGCACUAAUCGAUUAUUAAUGACUGGUUGACAGCUGCUGUUAAUUCAACAUGCAGCUGUAGAAAUCUGAGUCAAAAUUGUUAUAACAGCGGGUAAAUUCAGUUCUGGAAAUGGUUGUUCCAAAUGGAAGGCCAUCUGCGAACUGUUCGUGAAAGUGUCAAAGCCACUAGAACACACAGCAAAAUGUUUGCACCUUUGGAGGGUAAUGGGCGGGGUAUUGCACCUGCAGACCAAUUGCAAAGGCCUGAGGUAUAAAUGACAGGAGCAUAAGUUCCUUUGUUCGACCACGUAUUUGCUAUAUAUACACGCGGGUUCAUAUUUUCCACAGAAGACUUUGUUGAGAGAAUCGCAAUGGACGUCAAAUCAUUUCACAGCCUCUUUUUGUUUUUAUGUCUUUUGUCAGGAGAGAGCUGUGGCCAAACAGUGUACGGUAAGAUAGGAGAAAACGUAUACCUACAUCUGCGGGAGUCACACAGAAGGUCUUUCCAUGCUAUUAAAUGGAGACGCCAAAAUAUAGUUAUAGCCAAGACAGCACGUUCUAGUGAACCAUUUGCAGAGGUUUUCCCAAAUGGAACACUGAAGCUGUAUAACAUUGGGAGAAACCGCAGUGGGGUUUAUACUGCUGAAGCCUAUGAUGACCAAGGCAUCUUCUUAUUGAAUGAGACGUCUCACUUGGUUGUGAUUGAUCCUCCGGUGGUUGAGCUUGUUGCCUGUAGACUGGACGUUUCGGUGUUACACUGUGCGGGGGAAAACGGUCCUGAUGCCGUGUACGAGUGGAGGGUCAGUGUCCAGAACCAGGGACGUCUAAAGGUCUCCAAUCAUACAGGGAAAUUUGUGGCUCUGGAAUAUUCACCUGGAAACAUCUCCUGCUCUCUGAUAAUGGGAAACUAUAGCAGUCGGAGUACGUCUUAUUCCCUGUCCUGUGCAGGGUCUGCUUGGUUGGUUCCAGAAACACAGUUGUGUGUCAGUCUCGGGGUCACUGUCAUGCUGGUCCUUCUUUGCUUCAUGACAUGUGGAAUUUCAGUCGGUGUACAAAUAUGCCGCAAGCGACAGAAUUCAAACGUGAAGUCUGAAGAAAGCGGGCCCCCUCUUGAGAUGACCCAAGAUGACGGGAUUCUUUACAGUGAAGUCAGAGUCGGAAAACGACACAAAUAGCUUUUUACAUCCCUUUUAUUAAAAAUCACUGUUACAAAUCUAUUUCAGAAUCUAUUAUUUUGUUUUCAUGACAAAUGAAAUAUGUAGAAAACAGCAAUUCUGUGCUUUGAUAUCUUUAAGAAAAAUGGAUUUAUAAAAACAUUGACAUAUGUGUGUAUAUUUAUGCGUGUACAUAUGCGUGUAUAUUUUUGUGUAUAAUUUACAUACGUGUUGCAUAUAAUUGUGCUUACCUUUUUUGUGAUAACUAUGUGGCAAAUGGCUGUGGGUGUGUGUCUUUAAAAUUAAAGCAACAAGAAAAGCAACUUUGUCAUUUCUAUUUUAUGAUGCCUGCUUAGUACUGGAUUUAUAGUAUGUAUUUCUGUGAAUAUUUUGGAAAAAUAGUUAGCAAUGCUGUAACUAUUUUUAUUUAAAAUGAUAAGACUUAAAAAUUUGUCAAGCGGAUUCAAAGUCAACAGGGCUCACACCUGUCUGGGAAGUGAUAGAACUAUGCAGUAUUACAUCAGAGGAGGAAUUACAGAUGGGCAACAGAGCAGUGUCAAUGUCUGAUGCAACAGCACGUUAUUACACAAGCGAUUCACCUCACCUGUUUUGGUGCGUCUGAAAUAGUUGCGGCGGAUGUUAAGUUGGUUAAAUAUACAAUUGGCAAACAUUCUAGGGAAGGCCUGGAUUUGUGGCUGGUCUCAGACGAUGCUGUCGGUGUAGAAGCUGGAUGUGGAGGUCAUGGGUGGUCGUGGUUACACGUGGUCUUGAGGUCGCGAGGCCGGUUGGAAAGUACCGCCAAAAUCUCACAAACAACACUGGAGGUGUCUUAUGGUUGAGGAACGAACAUUCAGGUCAACG
Messenger RNA from Anguilla anguilla (European eel), 2085 nucleotides. RefSeq names its product T-cell surface antigen CD2-like. NCBI's taxonomy places the organism in Eukaryota, Metazoa, Chordata, Actinopteri, Anguilliformes, Anguillidae. The coding region runs from base 442 to 1245 and encodes 267 amino acids. The transcript has 5 exons. The record is from RefSeq and is a predicted model, not a curated record.